GCCCACCAAUUUCCCAGUUAAUAGGCCCAAUAAGAAGUAAGUAAACGGUCCACAGCUGACUCGACCGGUUUGUACCAAAAAAACCGGUUCGAAGAAAUUGACAAUUGACAUUAUUAUAUUGAGAAGAAACAGAGAAGGUGCGCAAAGGAGAGGCGUUCGGAAAUUUCAAUUCAAUUUAUAACAUAAUUCAAUCUCAAUAAUUCCACAGAAGAUAAUCGAAACCCUAGAGAGAGAAAGAAGGAAGAGAAACGAAAAUGGUGUUCUACUUCAAGGCGCGACCGGAGGCCGGGGACUACACCAUUUUCAUGGGACUCGACAAGUAUGAGAACGAGGAGCUCAUCAAAUACGGCUUUCCCGAAGACAUUUGGUUCCAUGUGGACAAAAUGUCUUCAGCCCAUGUUUAUCUGAGAUUGCACAAGGGUCAAACCAUUGAUGAUAUAUCUGAAGGGGUAUUGGAAGAUUGUGUCCAACUGGUUAAAGCAAAUUCCAUCCAAGGAAAUAAAGUGAACAAUGUCGACGUUGUUUACACCCCUUGGCAGAAUCUUAAGAAGACUCCAUCCAUGGAUGUUGGACAAGUCGGUUUCUAUAGUUCAAAAAUGGUUCGUACUGUGAGAGUGGAAAAGCGAGUAAAUGAGAUUGUUAACCGUUUAAACAGGACAAAGGUGGAAAGAACUCCAGAUCUGAAAGCUGAACGAGAGGCAGUUAAUGCAGCUGAAAGAGCAGAGAGAAAACAGCAGCUUCGCGAUAAAAAACGACGAGAAGAUUUAGACAAACUCGAAAAGGAGAGACAGGCUGAAUUAAGGAGCUACAAAAACUUGAUGGUAGCUGAGAAGAUGACCUCUAACAAGGACAUAGCAUCUGCGAACAAGUCCCUGCAAGAACUCGAGGAAGAUUUCAUGUGACACCCAAAAAAAUUCAAUAAAUCUGUCAAAAGUUCACUUGUUAAUCGAGAAUAUGUGGCUUAUUUCAUACGGGGAGAGACCGGAAAGAAGAUCGAGAGAGAGAGAAGUUGAUAGUUGGGUCGGGGCAGAGGGUGAUUUUUUGUUGUAUUGUGUCCUUAAGACAUAACUAUGCACUUAUCGUUGUGAAAUCAAAUCAUUGGUCUUAAAAAAGCUUUCAAAUUGUAUUAAUAAUAGCUCGAGAGCAUAGAUCUAUGGUUUGAGAGCCGGCGAACGAGCUUAGCGCAAUUCAAUUUUCGAAAUUUCUUUUUUUGAGGAA
Erythranthe guttata (spotted monkey flower) is the source of this 1218-nucleotide messenger RNA. RefSeq names its product coiled-coil protein. Lineage: Eukaryota; Viridiplantae; Streptophyta; Magnoliopsida; Lamiales; Phrymaceae. The record is from RefSeq and is a predicted model, not a curated record.